This is a messenger RNA of Bombyx mandarina (wild silkworm), 2778 nucleotides long. It is a transcript of the gene aus, whose product is annotated as argus. Gene Ontology annotation, biological process: autophagosome-lysosome fusion. NCBI's taxonomy places the organism in Eukaryota, Metazoa, Arthropoda, Insecta, Lepidoptera, Bombycidae. The record is from RefSeq and is a predicted model, not a curated record.
GACAUCGUCCGGCGCGCGUUCCCACACAACAUAAAACAAAAUAAAACACAAAACCCCACAAUAACUCCUAGGACAUAACCUUUUACUGUGCAAAAGUGUACGCGACCCGUGCCCCAUGUUACGAAUAUGUGAUUUAACAACGCAGUGUAGUAAUGAGAAUGGUGCUUUGCGUUCAAUGUUCUGACGUGAAUAAUGAUAUGAAACAACAUUUUGUAGCCUGAUAAAUUGGUUGUAACCGUGCUUUUUAUCUCGGUAAUGUGUUGUCAACAUUAGCAUCUAAAACGAACAAUGCGUUUUGCGUCGCCGAAGUAAACCGUUUAGUUGGAUUCCACCGGUGAACUCAAUGCAAGUUCACGUUGCGGUAUACAGUUCGAGUUCGUCAUGGCGCGUCCGAGCACCGCCAGGUAUAGACCGACCGCGAGGCACUUCCACAACCAGCCGGAGCUGCAGCGCGGCGGGUUCGGUCUGAUGCUUAGAUGGAUCCUCUACGUGUGGCUGGCGAGCUGUGGACCUCUCGGGAACACGGUUAAACAAGACGGUUGUUCGUUCCCGACGAGGUGGCACGGUCGCUGGUUUCAAUCGGGCGUGAUCCAGUCCAUCACUAUAGAAGGAGAGAGACUAUCGAAUAAAGGAAAGUGCCUGUCUUCAGAAGGAGACAAGUUUCUUAUUGUUGACGAAAAAGGCUGCUACCGAUGCGUGGUGAUGCACGAGAAACACAAAAACGUGCUACAAUAUAAAGAGACAUUCUGCUAUAGAAGAGACGCGUUACCACACCUUUGCUCGCUGAUCACCGGCGACGCUCUACUUUAUUCCAUGUUCAGAGAAAACGCUGAUCCAGUCGACUGUCCUCUGAAGGCGCCUUUCUCGUUCAGCUAUAAUCGGGGACACGGCGAUUGCAAAUAUCCCGUGUCGACAAUAGAGAGCUGCACAGAAGACUCGAGGCUGCUCCUCAAUUACCAGGCCUGUCCUGACAUACACGCUUCCGAAAGUGCUGUUGAAGAACUCGAAUGCUUAGCCACUUGGAAGGAGGGUAGUUUGCGGUACCUCGUAGGGAAGCUACACCACAACCACGCGACCAGCAACGAAGAUAGAUAUAGGUGCUUCGUCUAUGAGAAAACAAACGGUAUUGCUUCAGGUGGAAACUUGAAAGAAGAUCCACUUUCGGAUACUGACGUCGAGUACAGGGUUGCGCAAUCGGGCGAUGCGACGUGCAAUGGCCUGUCAAGCGCUACUGAAGGCUCCAGAACAAUGGCACUAAAACGGGUGUCAGUUCGCUUCAACUGUCAAUUUCCGUCGUGGAUGACGUUCUCUCACACGUGGCACACACUAGACUUCACCAGCAACUACACGUUUUAUCAACGCAACGCCACACUGCGGAUCACGAACCAAACGGGAGCCGAUAUCAAAGUAUACUGUGUUAACGUAAAGGCCAGUUCACCCAGCGGGAAUUCUGUUGCGCUAGUUGCGCAUUGGCAACAUCAUUGUGCAUCUCGGUACGUUUGUGUUGUAUUAUACCGAAGAGACACAUACAUAGCUGAAUUGCAACGCGGAGUUCCGACUUCCAAGCCUGAUGAUGCGUGCUCCCCACAUCACUUCAACGCCGUCACGGCGCCUUACAUAACUUUGGUUGCAAGCAAUCCCGAAUCUAAGGACUGUCCUUACCCAGGAAAAUACAAUAUACAAAACAACAGACAUCGAAGAAACGUAAGGUCUUUAGAAAGAAAAGAAUAUUCGCAUCGUAGCAGGAGCAAACGAGAGGAAACUAUUUUCGAACAUAAUCGUAGAGUUAAUGAUAGUAGAUUGUUCAAUCUUAGCGUAAGAAAUGUAUCGAAUGCUCGUAUAAUGAGAAGCAGGAGGCAAGCGGAGAACGCAGAACCUAGUUGCGUUUUUAAUAAUUACAACAAACUUGAAGUUGGCUGUAAUUCGGUGAAGAAUAUGGAGUUUUAUUCGAAUUGCGGGAACAAAGAAAUCGUUACAGCCUACACGUGCCACGGAGGCUGGUACGAAGACGGUGCUUCAUUUGUUGUGACCACCCCGGUGACCCGGGACAGCACGGCGGCCAGACGCUACUGCUUCAUGUCCCGAGAGACUCGGGGCGGGACCCUGAUCCUCACCCGCUCGGCAAGCAACUGCGAACGAGCUAACGUUGAGCCUGAACUCGUCUUUGAUGCAACAGCUAUCGGAGAGUGUCAAGAUCAGACAAACAGUCAGGAAACAGCAAGGACGUCAGGGAUCCUGCUAAUAUGCCUGCCACUCAUCGUGCUUUACAUCAUACCAAGAUGAUUCUCGAUCGUAGACACCGCGUUUAGUCAUUUUGAACCCCUAACCUACCCUAACCUGGUUUAGCUAUGGAAAUCUAGCAAAGCUUAGGAAACGUACAGUUUUCUUUCCUAUUCAAAAAUUUGUGUUUAUUUUUGCUCAGUUAUUGUUAUUGCCCUUUUUUUUUUGUUAGUUUAGUUAUGAUUUUCUUUUUAUUUAAUAAAUUAGCGUAUAUUUUUUCGCCUUGUCGUAAGUUGACGCUCCCUUUCUCUUAAGUUUUUUAUAUGCCGUUGUUUUUUAAUGUGUUAACCCCGUGUGGGUGUGUAAAAGUCCCGACUGAAUUUACAAAAUGCUAGUAUCAAAUUAACUUUCGUAAUUUCUCACAGCUCCAUUUCGUGUGUGAACAAACGUGUAGUGAUGUUGAAAAUUUCUUAUGUCAUCAUAGUCUUCAAAUAUAAUUUUUUUUAUUACUAUUUUUAUUAAUUUGAUUUGUAUUAAAAAUAAAGUAUUGAUGAUACC